Molecule: messenger RNA, 1188 nt
Organism: Ustilago hordei
Lineage: Eukaryota; Fungi; Basidiomycota; Ustilaginomycetes; Ustilaginales; Ustilaginaceae
Exons: 2
Coding region: 1-1188 (395 amino acids)
Biological process (GO): fungal-type cell wall (1->3)-beta-D-glucan biosynthetic process
Cellular component (GO): cytoplasm; fungal-type cell wall
Molecular function (GO): 1,3-beta-glucanosyltransferase activity
Source: RefSeq, a predicted model, not a curated record
AUGCUCGGAUCACCCGAGAGCGGAAAGAGCGAUGAUUCAUAUUCGGCUGCCUCUCCGCCAAGGCGAUACAGCGCACCUCCUUACUUUGCCCAUUCCCUUUUCGCGAUUGGUUCAGCAAGGUUUGACAGCACACAUCCACAUCCCGCCGAUGGCUUGAAAGCUCGCCUCAAAGACCCUCAGCUUGGCACACCAUCAUCGCAAUGUGGAGAGCAACGAGAUUGUACUACCCAUCCUCCUAAUGGCAGAGAGCAGUGGAGAGAUAUGCUGGCCUACUACCUAACCUGUGCAUCUGCCGCUACCAGUGUUGAUCUUUAUGCGUUGAACAGUUAUAGUUGCUGUGCAAAUAGCUCCUUCUCCGCCAGUGGAGAUUCGACUUUGACGCACGACUUUAGCUCUCUGCCCGUGCCCGCCUAUCUGUCCGAGUUCGGAUGUGUAGAGGCGGUGGGAACGGGUGAGAGACCAUGGUCCGAAGUUAGCGCCUUGUUCAGUAGACCGAUGACGGAUACAUUUAGUGGUGGUGUGGCAUUUACUUAUUUCCCUCAGCCUAGUGGGGUCGAUUAUGGGUUGCUUAAUGUAAAUGCUGAUCAACUCACAACAAGCGAGUUGCCAGUAUCAACAACACUUCCUCCCACACCAAACACCCAGCUUUGCAACUGUGUAGAGCAAAACGCCUACUCUUGCAUUCUCAACGCUGCCUCUUUCAACUCGCCAAACAUUAUCGGCACGCUCACUGGUCAAGCCUGUUCCUACUUGGGCCAACGUGCUGGUUCAUGUGCUCCCAUCCUUGCUGGUGGCGCAACUGGCACCUAUGGCAACUACUCAUUCUGCAGUUCAGGCCAGAGGGUGCAAUGGGCCAUGUCCGAGUACUAUGAGACGACACAGUUCGACGCUCAGAGCUGUCACUUUGCCGGCAAUGCGACGAGUAAGACUCCUCCCGCGCCAAUCGAUGCUGCAUUUGGUAGCUGUCUAGCACAGUACCCUGUGGCAGUGAUGGUGCCCAGGCCAGAUGGAACGAGUGGAGGAGGUCCGGCGAGUGGCACUAGUAUGACGAGCGCGCCUAGUGCGACGGGCAGUGCGGAGCCGAGUGGGGGAAGUAAUGCUGCCGCAGGAAGCGGAAAAGGGAGUGUGAUGGCGGUGAUGAUUGCAGCGAUGAUCGCUGUUGUUGGUGGUGGUUGCAGUCUUCUUUAA